CCGGCCGCGGGCCUGGCUGUGCGAGGCUGAGUCCGCUUUCCCGAACCCUCCCUCCCGCAUUGGGCGCGCCCACCUCGGGGCUCCAGCUGGUCCCCGCCCUCCCGGGCGCGCGGGGCUGCGAGCCCAGGCAGUUGGCGCGAGCCGCGGUGCAGGCGGGGCCGCGCGCCGGGUCCCCUCCCCCCCCAGCAGGUCCCCGGCCGCAGGUCCCCUCCGGAGCGCCCAGCGCAGCCGGCACUGCCCGCUGCCCGCCUCGGGUCCGGCCCGGGGCGCCGCCGCGGUGGGCUCGGCCCGCGGAGGACAAGGUCAGGAGACGGAGAGGCGAUGCCCGAGUACGACUGGAGGGAGCCGAGCGGAGGCGACCGCGGUUGGGAUCUGUGCCUCCUGACCCGACAGCGGGACUGGGGCAGGCGGCGGUGAAGAGCGGCAGAAGCGGCGGCCGGGGCACGGUCUCCUCCGGCCGGAUUCCCCCUCUGGCGCAUCCCCGUCCGUGCCCGCGAGCGCAGCCCCGCCGGGCAGGGGCCCAGGGGAAGAUGGAGCCGGGGGCCCCGGCCCGCACUGGCCCCCCGCAGCCGGCGGCCCCGGGGCUCUGGAGGGCUCGGCCGGCGGGCGGCGGGGGCGCCUCCUCCUGGCUGCCGGACGGAAACAACUGGCUGCUGUGCUAUGGCUUCCUCUACCUGGCGCUCUACGCGCAGGUGUCCCAGUCCAAGCCUUGCGAGAGGACCGGCUCCUGCUUCUCCGGCCGCUGCGUCAACUCCACCUGCGUCUGCGACCCGGGCUGGGUGGGGGACCGGUGCCAGCACUGCCAGGGCAGGUUCAAGUUAACAGAACCUUCUGGAUAUUUAACAGAUGGUCCAAUUAACUAUAAGUAUAAAACUAAAUGUACAUGGCUAAUUGAAGGCUACCCAAAUGCCGUGUUAAGGUUAAGAUUCAACCAUUUUGCUACGGAAUGUAGCUGGGAUCACAUGUAUGUUUACGAUGGGGAUUCAAUAUACGCACCUUUAAUAGCUGUGCUUAGUGGACUGAUCGUCCCCGAGGUGCGGGGAAAUGAGAGUGUGCCCGAGGUCGUCACCACGUCCGGCUACGCGCUGCUACACUUUUUCAGUGAUGCUGCGUAUAAUCUAACUGGUUUCAACAUUUUUUAUUCAAUCAAUUCUUGCCCCAACAAUUGCUCUGGCCACGGGAAAUGUACAACCAGCGUCUCCGUUCCAAGUCGAGUGUACUGUGAGUGCGAUAAGUACUGGAAGGGCGAAGCGUGCGAUAUCCCGUACUGUAAAGCCAAUUGCGGCAGUCCGGACCACGGUUACUGCGACCUCACCGGGGAGAAGUCGUGUGUCUGCAACGACAGUUGGCAAGGUCCCGAUUGUUCUUUGAAUGUUCCUUCCACUGAGUCUUACUGGAUUCUACCGAAUGUUAAGCCCUUCAGUCCUUCUGUAGGACGGGCUUCCCAUAAAGCAGUUUUACAUGGGAAGGUUAUGUGGGUGAUUGGUGGAUAUAGUUUUAACUACAGUUCUUUCCAAAUGGUCCUGAAUUACAAUCUAGAAAACAACAUAUGGAAUGUGGGGACUCCGUCGCGGGGACCUCUCCAGAGAUACGGGCACUCUCUUGCUUUGUAUCAGGAAAACAUCUUUAUGUAUGGAGGCAGAAUCGAAACUCACGACGGCAACGUCACUGACGAACUGUGGAUCUUUAACGUACAGAGCCAGUCAUGGAGCACGAAGACUCCCACGGUGCUCGGGCACGGGCGGCAGUACGCCGUGGAGGGGCACUCGGCACACAUCAUGGAGCUGGACAGCCGGGACGUGGUCAUGGUCAUCAUAUUUGGCUAUUCCGCCGUGUACGGCUACACGAGCAACGUCCAGGAGUACCACAUCUCAUCAAACACUUGGCUUGUUUCAGAAACCAAAGGAGCUAUUGUUCAAGGCGGAUAUGGCCACACCAGUGUGUAUGAUGAAAUAACGAAGUCCAUUUAUGUUCAUGGAGGCUAUAAAGCGUUACCAGGCAACAAAUAUGGAUUGGUAGAUGAUCUUUAUAAAUAUGAAGUUAACACUAAAACUUGGACUAUUUUGAAAGAAAGUGGGUUUGCCAGAUACCUUCAUUCAGCUGUUCUUAUCAAUGGAGCUAUGCUUAUUUUUGGAGGAAAUACCCAUAAUGACACUUCCUUGAGUAACGGUGCAAAAUGUUUUUCUGCCGAUUUCCUGGCAUAUGACAUAGCUUGUGAUGAAUGGAAAAUAUUACCGAAACCAAAUCUUCAUAGAGAUGUCAACAGAUUUGGACACUCUGCAGUUGUCAUUAACGGGUCCAUGUAUAUAUUUGGAGGAUUUUCUAGUGUGCUCCUUAAUGACAUCCUUGUAUACAAGCCUCCAAAUUGCAAGGCUUUUAGAGAUGAAGAGCUUUGUAAAAAUGCUGGUCCAGGGAUAAAAUGUAUUUGGAAUAAAAAUUACUGUGAAUCUUGGGAAUCUGGGAGUCCGAAUAAUAUUCUUAGAGCGAAGUGUCCUCCUAAAACAGUGGCUUCUGAUGACAGGUGUUACCGAUACGCAGACUGCGCCAGCUGCACGGCCAAUACCAACGGAUGUCAGUGGUGUGACGACAAGAAGUGCAUGUCGGCCAGCAGUAACUGCAGCGUGUUUGUGAAAAACUACACCAAAUGCUAUGUGAAAAAUGAGCAGAUUUGUAACAAACUUACCAGCUGUAAAACCUGCUCACUGAACUUGAACUGCCAGUGGGAUCAGAGACAACAAGAGUGCCAGGCUUUACCAGCUCAUCAUUGUGGAGAAGGAUGGAAUCAUAUUGGGGAUGCUUGUCUCAAAAUCAAUGUCAGUAGAGAAAGCUAUGACACCGCCAAAGUUUAUUGCUACAGUCUUGGCGGGAAUCUGGCUUCAUUAACGACCUCGAAAGAAGUGGACUUUGUUCUGGAUGAAAUACAAAAGUAUACGCUGCAGAAACUAACACCUUGGGUGGGCUUGCGCAAGAUCAACAUAUCCUACUGGGGAUGGGAGGACAUGUCUUCAUUCACAAACACAACCCUGCAGUGGCUUCCUGGCGAACCCAACGAUUCUGGGUUCUGUGCUUACCUGGAGAAGGCUGCGGUGGCCGGCUUGAAAGCCAACCCUUGCACAUCUAUGGUAGACGGCCUUGUCUGUGAAAAACCCAUCGUCAGCCCCAAUCAGAGCGCCAGGAUAUGCAAAAUGCCGUGUUCUCUGCGUACCUCCUGCUCCAACUGCACCAGCAACGGCAUGGAGUGCAUGUGGUGCCGCAGCACCAAGCGCUGCGUGGACUCCAACGCCUACAUCAUCUCCUUCCCCUACGGCCAGUGUCUGGAGUGGCAGACCGCCGCCUGCUCCCCUCAGAAUUGCUCCGGGUUGAGAACCUGCGGACAGUGUCUGGAGCAGCCUGGGUGUGGCUGGUGCAACGACCCCAGCAAUACGGGGAGAGGACACUGCGUGGAAGGGUCUUCCCGUGGACCCCUGAAGCUUGUCGGAAUGCACAGCAACGAGGUGGUUCUUGACACCAGCCUUUGUCCCAAAGAAAAGAACUAUGAGUGGUCCUUUAUCCAGUGUCCAGCUUGCCAGUGCAACGGACACAGCAUUUGUGUCCAUGAUGAUGUGUGUGAGCAGUGUAAGAACCUCACCACGGGCAGGCAGUGCCAGGACUGCCUGCCCGGCUACUACGGGGACCCCACCAAUGGGGGGCAGUGCACAGCUUGCACGUGCAGCGGCCACGCCAAUAUCUGCCACAUGCACACGGGAAAAUGUUUCUGCACAACUAAGGGGAUAAAAGGUGAUCAGUGCCAACUAUGUGACUCUGAAAAUCGCUAUGUUGGUAAUCCACUUAGAGGAACAUGUUAUUACAGCCUCUUGAUCGACUACCAGUUCACCUUCAGCUUGCUGCAGGAAGACGACCGCCACCACACUGCCAUAAACUUCAUAGCGAACCCAGAACAGUCAAACAAAAAUUUGGAUAUUUCGAUUAAUGCAUCAAACAACUUUAACCUCAACAUUACAUGGUCAGUGGGUUCAACAGCUGGAACAAUAUCUGGGGAGGAGACUCCCAUAGUUUCCAAGACUAAUAUCAAGGAAUACAGAGAUAGUUUUUCCUAUGAAAAAUUUAACUUUAGAAGCAAUCCUAAUAUUACAUUCUAUGUGUACGUCAGUAACUUUUCCUGGCCCGUUAAAAUACAGAUUGCAUUUUCACAACACAAUACAAUCAUGGAUCUUGUGCAGUUUUUUGUCACCUUCUUCAGUUGUUUUUUAUCCUUGUUGUUGGUGGCUGCCGUGGUCUGGAAGAUCAAGCAAACAUGCUGGGCUUCUCGGCGGAGAGAGCAACUGCUUCGAGAGCGACAGCAGAUGGCCAGCCGUCCCUUUGCUUCUGUUGACGUAGCACUGGAAGUAGGAGCUGAACAAACAGACUUUCUUCGAGGGCCGUUAGAGGGGGCGCCCAAACCCAUCGCCGUUGAGCCGUGCGCAGGGAACAGAGCUGCUGUCCUGACGGUGUUCCUUUGCCUGCCGAGAGGAUCAUCGGGUGCCCCUCCCCCAGGGCAGUCAGGCCUCGCCAUUGCCAGCGCCCUCAUAGAUAUUUCACAGCAGAAGCCUUCAGACAGUAAAGACAAGACUUCCGGAGUCCGAAACCGUAAACCCCACCUCUCGACGCGUCAGGGAACUUGUGUCUGAGGAACGGGAGCUGCUCCUGGAUCACUUGUACCGUCUCACUUUGUCAGUGGCUUCCGUUCAGGCUGGUCCACGGCCUCAAGUUUUAUGGAGGCGAAACUAUGUAUGGUCCCAGGACCCAAGUACAGUCCCCUGCAGAUGGGCAAUGACCCAAGUGGCCAAAGAAUGUUCACGGGUUUUAUAGGAGUAACAGUACUGAAGGUCAAGGGUGAUAAAGUCAGUUUUUAAAAGUCUCUUAAGCAAACCCUAGAUAACAUUAAAUUGCUCUGGAAAAAGAUGUAUAUUGUUUCUUAUGCAGAUGAAAAGUAUGUAAUUCGUGUAAACCAAACUGUUUAUAGCCCAAGACAUUAAAGAAAGACAUUUUAUAAUGCCUGAAUGAUGAGAAUUGUAUAGUUUUUGCCUCAUGAGCAAACUUAAAUCACUUAUAUAUGAACAGGAAAUGAACAAAUGGCAAUGGCUUUAAAUACUGUUUUUUCUCACUGUAAAUGUAAAUGCAAGAUUUUGAUUUAGUAGGAUGUAGGCAAUGUGUUUCAAUUUCUCACAUGACAGUAUCAAGUUCAAACUCAUUUUGAGAAUGUGGCUAUUUCCACCCAACUGGAAUGCAGAACCAAAUGAAUGCACUUAGACAGAUGGUAGGUGUGACUUCACAGGAGGUUUAUUGGAAUUCUGAGGAAAGAGAACCUUCCUGUGGUCCAUGCUGACCGCCUAACUCAUUAUCAGAGCUGAUAGAGCCGGGAGGAGCUGGUCCAAUGAUCGAUUUUCCCACUCCUUCCAAACACAGCCUCCGUGCCCCAGAGCUGCAGAGAGCUGCGGUAGCCCUUCUGCUCUGACGUGGCAAUUUGUAAUUGCCUAGGAGCCAUUGAAUCAGGACUCAAUGAUCCCUCUGCAUUUUUAUAAGAAGAGAUCAUCUUUUUUUGGUCUUUGUCUCCUAGCUGCUAGAGUUUAUCUAUUCUUUACAAAUGUGAUGGAAAGUAUUGUAGAGGCGACAACUCCCAAGUUAGAAUAUGACCCAGGUUCUUUCCUGCCAACCAUUUCACUGAGACUACAAGCAGACAGGAGUAUUUGCCGGCAAGCAUCUACAGAAUUCUCAUUUCUAACAUGAACAUGUUAGUGUUAGGAGAGAAAGUCUCCAGUGUAAAAAAGAAGUUCAUUAUUGCCCCCAUGCAGCCUAUUAUUAGUGACUCAAAACCAAAUUAUGGCAGAAAGGAAAAGCGAUGCAAAAUGGCCUUCACAUUGGCACAUAGGACCACGUGUGUUCUGAGUUUGACCAAGUGCACGAGAACUCAGUAGCAUGACGGAUCUUCCUGGGAUGUGUAGGUUCCUAACUUCAGGGUGACUACGAGACAUUUGCAGAGAACACUGAGAGGUGUCCAAAGCUGCUUUACAUGAUACAGUUUUGUUCAGUAUGAAAGUCACUGAAGUAUAACUGCUGUUUAGAGAUACAUAUGCGCUUUUCACGUUCUUUGGGUUUCUGGAAGGUAACGAACAGCACGUCGCUGUUUACAGCUAACGCGUAGUUACUUGCAUGCUAUGGUUGUGAUAUGAAAUGUUGAUUUUAUAAUGCCAUUUAUACAUAGCCAGCUUUCAUUUGAUGAGGAUUGAAUGUAAUGUAUAUCAGGAAUGAUCAUACAACAUGUAGUUGCAUCGUAUAUGAGAUUGCUAGGUUGCUUCUAACCAUGACUAUGUCAUUGUUUUCAUAAUUAGGCAUUUAUGAAUUAUAGUAUAUAUUCCUUAUGUUCGCAUGAUAAUUUUGCUAUUUUCCAUGCGUUAAAAAUAAGACUAAUUCUUAGAGUAAUCUUACCUAUAGCCUGUGGGGUUUUUGCGGGGGCCGGGAGUGGAGCUGGAUUUUACCUCCCUAUGAUAUUUUCUCCCUCAAAAAAAAAGUGAGCAAAGUUUGUAAAUGUCUCCUAAACACAAUCAAGCAAUUUUAUUAGUUUCCUUUUUGGACCCUUAAAAUGUCAGUUUUUCUCCUGGAAAAAUAAACCGACAAAACUGGUGAUUACAAAAAUAUAAUCAUUUAAAAAUAAAAUGAUUACCCAAUUUGUGUAAUUCUCUAACAAUUGUCCUGAGAGAGAGCUUAUUAGCAAAAAACACACGGAGUAGUAUGUAAGUCAAUUUCAGCUAUAUUUUUUAGAGAGUCUAAGCAAACGGUGUUACUGUAAAGAAUUGUUCACCUUCAACCACCUCGAAUCCCAUCAGCUUCUUAAAAUUUGAAAAUGUGGAUUUUGGAGAAUUAGGGGACAUAAUACAGUGUUAAAGUUGUAACAUACUUUCCUGCUCCAAAUAUUGCAACCUUGUGACUACUUAUGCAUUAUCUUCUCGAGUUAUCCAAGCUUUUUUACUGGAGAUGAAAUAAUCAUUCACCCUCAGGUGAAGAGGAUUGAAAAGACCUUAGGGAUAAUGACUUUUGAAUGUGUCGUGUCAUUGAAUAUUUUUGUCUCCACGUCACAACAAUUUUAAUUUUGAAUGCUCCCUUUUAUUUUCAACGAAACCACAAGUGUGCAGAACUCUUUGAGAAUUUAGCAAAUACAUGACUGAUUCUCUUGAAAACUUAUCUUCAUGGAAUUCUGUAUAUUAUCAAUUUAGAAUGACUUUGGAAAAUUCUUUAGAUUUUUAGGAUUUAUGAUUCUUCCACAUAUGAAAAUGCUGGGUUAAAUGGAAUGGAGUUUCUAAAAUUAGCCUGGGGACAGACACUAUUUAGACCCAACUAGAGAAUUCUUCUUGAAAGAUUGAACAUGCUUACAGGUUGAUUUAAUACAUAUUAAGAGGAUUAGGAUUUUUGCAGUUUAUUUUUAUCAAAAUUUAUUCUAGGGAUACACAUGGAAAAUGUAUGCCAUAUACCACUGUGUUAUGCUCACUAGGACAACUUGAAAUAGGACGUGUAUCACUGUGUAAUUGAUACUUACUGUACUUUCCAGCCAGUCAUUUCUGGGGGGCAGGGGUGCAGAAGGGGGUACCAGUAAGACAGAGUGACUGUGGCUGUUAUUGUACUGCAGGGACAUUCAGAGUGCAGACUGGUGCAUGGGCCUGAGAACAGACGCAGGAACCAACUUUGAGCUGCGUGGUAUGGGGCAAGUUUUAACCUUUGGAGCCUCGGACUUUUCAUCUGUGAGGGGAGGUGGUGGUGCCCAGCGGGCAGAACUGUUGUGAGUCUAGAAGAAAAUAAACAUAAAGCUUCCACUGCAAUGCAGCGUAGCUGCUACUGACCAUCGUGGGGCCACCAGACAACUCUUCUUUUACCCAUUGAUGUAUGAAUUCGACUGUUAAGUUUUCAUCCCUCUUUUCACCACAGGGAAAAGCCAGGCAGGUUUUUUGCAAAUGAAGAUUUCAUGAAAAUCUUGAGUAAGUUCCUCUGUGUCUAGGCUAUAAAGGUUUCUCAAAAACUACUUUGAUAUUUGGGUUAGUGGAGGGUUUGACUCUUUCAAAAUAUGUACCAUUUUAGUAGAGUAAUUUUGAAAUGAUUGCUCUAUGACAUUUAGACAGGAACAUCAGUUGCCACUUCUGCUUUCAAAUUCAGCAAAAACAAAUCAGUCCUUACAUGUGGUUGUCAUACAUGAAGCAUCUUUUUGUUCACUGGAAAUAAAACUAUGAUUUGAAAAGUGAGUCAUAUAAAAGGUUUUUAAAAUUUGACUGAUCAAAUGAAUCAAUUUCACCCACGCAGGCUUUUUAAGAAGAUUAACUUCCAAAGCCCAUCUGACAUUUUAUCCAAGUGUGGAACUUGGUCAUAAAACUGGCCUGGGUUGGUACAGAUUCCCUCCUUUUCUCUGGAGCUGGAGAUUCCAAAGGACUGGAUUGGACCCUGGAGAUUAAUAUGCUUAAUAAGCUCAUCAGUGAUUCUCACGAUUAGGCAAAUUAGGGAAAUACUGCCCUGGGCCAGAGAGCUGCUCUUCUCAACACUUAGAAGAAUUUAUGUUCAGUAAUGAAUUCAAACUCUAAUUUGAAAUGCUUUAAAUAUUUUUCCAAGGAAUAUAAGCCAUCUGGUCGGUGUUACAGCAGUAUCUUCAUUUUUGUGUAUAUUUAACAUUUUAGUUUCCUCAAUUUUUUUAAAAUUAAGAAUUAGGACCAUAUCAGCGUCCAUGUAUACAGGUGUGUGUGCCAGUGUUAAAACAGAUUGUGUAAAAAUUCAAACUUGCUUUAAAAAGCGAACAUUUUAUGAUACCACGUGCUAUUCA
Molecule: messenger RNA, 8836 nt
Organism: Artibeus jamaicensis (Jamaican fruit-eating bat)
Lineage: Eukaryota; Metazoa; Chordata; Mammalia; Chiroptera; Phyllostomidae
Gene: ATRNL1
Product: attractin like 1
Exons: 29
Coding region: 531-4667 (1378 amino acids)
Cellular component (GO): Golgi apparatus
Molecular function (GO): protein binding
Source: RefSeq, a predicted model, not a curated record